Molecule: messenger RNA, 339 nt
Organism: Pseudomassariella vexata
Lineage: Eukaryota; Fungi; Ascomycota; Sordariomycetes; Amphisphaeriales; Pseudomassariaceae
Product: stress responsive A/B barrel domain-containing protein
Exons: 2
Coding region: 1-339 (112 amino acids)
Source: RefSeq, a predicted model, not a curated record
AUGGCCGGCCGUAUCCAUAGGAUUACCAUGUUCAAGCUGCCUGACCCUGAGGGCCAGCAAAAGCUUAUUGACGCGUACAAGACGUUGGGACAGAAGCAGAAGAAGGAUGGGAAACCGUACAUUCUCAGUAUGACGACGGGGCCAGCGAUGGAAGACCCUCGAUCUCAGGGGUGGACGGUGGUCAGCAAGACCGAAUUUGCGAGUCUGAAUGAUAUGAAGUACUACGAUGAUCAGUGCGAAGCGCACGCUGAGCUGAAGAGCUUGGCGAAGGGGUUGGGAAUUCAGGGUGGUCCGGCGGGGGUUAUGACGGUGUAUUUUGAGGCAGCUGCUACGCUAUGA